Molecule: messenger RNA, 2073 nt
Organism: Oxyura jamaicensis (ruddy duck)
Lineage: Eukaryota; Metazoa; Chordata; Aves; Anseriformes; Anatidae
Gene: CTSA
Product: cathepsin A
Exons: 15
Coding region: 105-1523 (472 amino acids)
Biological process (GO): proteolysis
Molecular function (GO): serine-type carboxypeptidase activity
Source: RefSeq, a predicted model, not a curated record
CGGAGCCCCGCCCCCGAUCACGUGACCGGCGGGGGUCAUAUGGGCGGCUGUCACGUGCCGCGCGGCGCUGCGCCGCCGGGAGCCGCUGCGGGAACGGGAGCGGGAUGAGGCCGGCGGUGCUGUGCGCGCUGCUGCUGGCGCUGGGCCUGGCCGUCGCCGCGCCGCCCGACCACGAGGUGCAGUUCCUGCCCGGGCUGCCCAAGCAGGCGGCCUUCCGCCACUUCUCGGGGCACCUCCGCGUCGGGCCCGCCGCCCGCCUGCACUACUGGUUCGUGGAGGCGCAGAGCGACCCCGGCGGCAGCCCCGUGGUGCUGUGGCUGAACGGCGGCCCUGGCUGCAGCUCCAUGGAGGGCUUCCUGAAGGAGCACGGCCCCUUCCUGGUGCAGCCCGAUGGGGUCAGCCUGAAGUACAACGACUACGCCUGGAACAAGAUCGCCAACAUGCUCUACCUGGAGUCCCCUGCUGGCGUUGGCUUCUCGUACUCCGAGGACAAGAAGUAUGCCACGAAUGACACUGAGGUUGCUCACAACAAUUACUUGGCGCUGAAGGAGUUCUUCCGGCUCUUCCCUGAGUACUCCAAGAACGACCUCUUCCUCACGGGGGAGAGCUACGGGGGGGUUUACAUCCCCACGCUGGCCGAGUGGGUGAUGCAGGACCCCAGCCUCAACCUGAAGGGAAUCGCUGUGGGAAACGGCCUCUCCUCCUAUGAGAUCAACGACAACUCGCUGGUUUACUUCGCCUAUUACCACGGCCUGCUGGGGACCCAGCUGUGGAAGGACUUGCAGGCCUUCUGCUGCUCCCAGGGGAAAUGCAACUUCCACGACAACUCCAACCUUAACUGCACGCUCAAGAUGGAGGAGAUGAUCCAGAUUGUGGAGGAGUCCGGCCUCAACAUCUACAAUCUCUAUGCCCCAUGUGCUGGUGGUGUCCCUGGGAGCAUGAGGUACGAGGGCGACUACCUCAUCACACACGACCUGGGAAACUCCUUCAUCCGCAUGCCGAUGAGGUUCUCCUGGCGGCAGAACCUGCUCCGGAUGCCUGUAGCCCGGAAGAAGGUGCGGAUGGACCCGCCGUGCACCAACUCCACAGCCCCUACCAAGUAUCUGAACUCCCCGGAGGUGAGGAAGGCUCUUCACAUCCCCCCUGAGGCCCCCGAGUGGCAGGUGUGCAGCUUCGAGGUGAACCGCAGCUACAAGCGCCUCUACAUGCAGAUGAAUGAGCAGUACCUGAAGCUGCUCGGAGCCAUGAAAUACCGGAUCCUGGUGUACAACGGGGAUGUCGACAUGGCCUGCAACUUCCUCGGGGAUGAGUGGUUUGUGGACUCCCUGUGCCAGAAGGUGCAGGUGUCUCGCCGGCCCUGGCUCUACACCGAAGGAGGCGAGAACCAAAUCGGGGGCUUUGUGAAAGAGUUCACCAACAUUGCCUUCCUCACCAUCAAGGGAGCCGGCCACAUGGUGCCCACGGACCAGCCCCUCGCUGCCUUCACCAUGUUCAGCCGUUUCAUUAAGAAUGAGCCUUACUAGGAGCCCGCCAAGCUGCGCGUGGUGCUUCCAGCCGCCUGCACGCACCGGCUGCCUCCUGCAUGGCUCAUCCUCGCUGCUGCUUGGCUGUGCCACAGAACAAGUCACUUGCAGCUGCUGGGACUCGGCUCAGCCUGGCAGGACAGCAGCCGGGGUGAACGGCGUGGAGGUGGCUUCCUGCAGGCUGGGGGGAGAGGAGUCCCUGGGGCUCCCUCCCUGCCGGGUGCUGCAGCUGCCUCCUCACUGUGGCUUCCUGUCUCUCCUCCUGUCUGGCUGUGGAGGCAACUACUUCCCUCUGGGCUGGGAGCAGCCCCUGCCACUUCCCCUCUGCACUGUAGCCUCUGCACGCACAUUGCCCUGGGCAGGCCCUGAGCCAGCUCCUCCCUCCUAAGCACAGUUCAGGUGGGGGCUGUGAGCUGCCCCGCGGGGGCUUUCGGCUCCCCUGAAACCACUCCCACCCUGACCUCAGAGGAAGGUGGCUUUUAGUGAAGACAAUCCCACUGCCUGGGGCAUGCAGUGCUCUUGGGACCUCACAAUAAACUCUCUGAACAAA